Molecule: messenger RNA, 1342 nt
Organism: Brassica rapa (field mustard)
Lineage: Eukaryota; Viridiplantae; Streptophyta; Magnoliopsida; Brassicales; Brassicaceae
Product: TMV resistance protein N-like
Biological process (GO): signal transduction; defense response
Source: RefSeq, a predicted model, not a curated record
GGGCUCUUUUUCUCUCCACUCAGACAGAAUCAUUCAAGAUGUCUUCUUCUAUUACACCAACCACCUCCCUUCGGAAGUACGAUGUCUUUCUGAGCUUCAGAGGACCCGACACUCGCCGCAACUUCAUCAGCUUCCUCUACAAAGAACUCGUCCAAAGGAACAUCCGCACCUUCAAAGACGACAAGGAGCUUGAGAGCGGCCAGAGAAUCUCGCCGGAGCUAGACCGCGCCAUCGAGGAGUCGAAGUUCGCCGUCGUUGUCGUCUCCGCGAACUACGCAGCCUCCACAUGGUGCCUUGAAGAACUCGUCAAGAUCAUGGAUGUCGAGAAUAAAGGCUCCCUCACCGUGAUCCCCGUCUUCCACGGCGUUGACCCGUGUCACGUGAGGCGGCAGAUCGGUCAAGUCGCCGUACAGUUGGAGAAGCACGAGAUGAGAGAAGAUCGCGAGAAAGUCCUCUCGUGGAGACAAGCGUUGACCAAUCUCGCGAGUAUCUCCGGCGUCUGCACAUUGAAAUGGGAAGAUGACUCGAUGAUGGUCGAUGAGAUUGCUAAGAGGAUAUCAACGGUGAUUGAUACAACGAGAAAACCAACGAGAACCGGAAGUAACCUAGUGGGGAUUGAUGCACACAUGAAAGCGCUGUCACGGUUAGUAGAUCUGAACUCUUCGAAGAAGAAUGUGAGAGUUGUCGGGAUUUGGGCGAGAGGAGGCAACGGUAGAUCAGCUCUCGCUAAGUUCGUGUACCAGAACAUCUGUCAACACUUUGAAAGCCAUUGCUUCCUGGAGAACGUGAAGAGGACAUCUCAGGAUCGGCACAUGUCGCAUCUACGCCAAGAGGUUCUUAAAAGGGUGCAAGUAGAAUCGAACCAGAAGGUUCUGCUAGUGGCGAACGAAGUUAAUAAACUUGAACACUUUGAUGCUCUUGCAGAGGAUUUCAGCUGUUUUGGACCGGGGAGUAUAGUUAUCAUCACUACACAAGACAAGCAGCUUCUUGUUUCGGCCGGGAUAAAGCUUGUUUACGAAGUGGAGCUUCUGAGGUUCCGGAAAGUUCGUGAACUAUUUAGACAGUUGGGCUUCAGAGUGAGAGAGAGAGCCAUUGAGUCGGUUUUGUGUAAGGGAACUAGUCUUGCCAUGAAAUGGUUAAGUUGUUGUCUACGUGUUAGAUCUGGUUAGGGGAAAGUAUCUUAAUCGUUUUUUUUUCAUGUAUCAUUAAGUUUAGUGUGGCUAAACCUAGUAAGAUGUGGCUUACACCUAGGAAUGUUUUAUACUAUUUUUGGAGUGAGUUUGCUGGUGUAUAGAAGAAUUAUCAUUCUUGAUUUGAUUAAAUAAUACAAAUUCUUUUUCAA